AAUAUAGAUUUACAAUGAUUAAAAAAUUGUUUUCUCGUGUUCAUUCCCUUUUGAAGGUAAAUAAUAAAUACAGUACUUCGAAAUUAUAUAUACCGUAUAAUCAAACAUCAGAUGUUUGUGUUGUCGUUGAACCAUUUGUGAACUUGGAGAACCAUUUGAAAAAUAUCAAAACUUUAAAAGAUAAUGUUACUCUGAGAGGUUUGAAUAUUGAUGUGGAUAAAAUAUGUGAUGGUUGGUCAAUUUUUUUAAACGUACGAAAUGAACUGGUUAGUUUGAAUAAUGAAAAACAAAAACUGGCUGAACAACUAAAAAAAAUUAAAAAGGAAAAUAAUUAUAAUGAGCUAAACAAACUUAAAGAGAGUAGAUCAAAAGUUAUGGCAAGAUUAAAGUUACUGAGGGAACAAAUUUCUACUAUAGAAAAAGAAAUUAUUAUUCCUAGUCUUGGUAUACCCAAUAGCUUGCAUCCCCAUUGUCCAUUAUCUGAAUACAAAAUUUUAUUCCAACAAGAUGGGAGAACAAAAAUUGAUAAUGAAAAUUGUUUAAACCAUUUAGAAAUUGGCAAGGCCUUAGGUUGUUUGGACUAUGUAAAUUCUGUCAUAUUUUAUCUUAAGAACGAAGCAGCUCUCUGUGAACAAGCAGUGAUCACUUAUUUCAAUCAAUCUCUCGAUGAGAUGGAUUAUAUACCACUUUGCAACUCUGACCUUAUUAAGAGUGUUAUCAUCGAAGGAUGCGGUGUAGAUAUUAAUGAUGCGAAUAAGAUUUUUACUCUUAGUGAAAGUAACCUGUACCUAGUUGGUGGAGCAAGUCUUCAGUCUUUCUGUGCUUUCUUCACUAAACAAUGUGUUGGCGGAAAUAAACUGCCACUUAAACUUUACACUUGUGGACGUACAUAUAAGCCUUCUGUAAAUAAUGAUGGACUUUUUACUGCUGCACAAACAAAUGCUGUUGAACUUUUUAUUGGCACGAUGAACGAAUCUGAAGCUAAACAAGAGUUUGAUAAAACUCUUACAGUAUACAAACAUUUAUAUGAAAAUAUUGGUUUAGAAUAUCGCAUAGUUUAUUCAUCAGUUUCCACGUUAGAUGUAUGGGAAAGUUUAAGGGCUCAAGUUGAACUAUAUUCUGUUAGUCGUAAAGAUUAUAUUCCAGUGGCCUUAUUGUCAUUAUCUGGGGAUUACAUUAGCAAACGAUUGAGAAUUUAUUGGUCGAGUAAAGACAAACAAGAAUUUUUACAUUUAGUUCAUGGAAAAAUUGUCGACACUAAUGUACUUAUAGGUUGUUUGUUAGAGCAAAACGUAAAAGAAUUCUUUAUACCAAGUUGUUUGAAAAACCACAUAUUAUUAUAACGCAUUCAAAUGAACAAUACUUUAUGUAUAAAAUGUUAUGAAUUUGAUAUUUAUAUUAAUAAUUUCAUUUAGUGAUUACACAUAAUUCAUAGUUAACUAUAUAUAGCUUAUUAAUA
Molecule: messenger RNA, 1459 nt
Organism: Sipha flava (yellow sugarcane aphid)
Lineage: Eukaryota; Metazoa; Arthropoda; Insecta; Hemiptera; Aphididae
Gene: Slimp
Product: serine--tRNA synthetase-like protein Slimp
Exons: 1
Coding region: 15-1343 (442 amino acids)
Biological process (GO): seryl-tRNA aminoacylation
Cellular component (GO): mitochondrion
Molecular function (GO): serine-tRNA ligase activity; ATP binding; tRNA binding
Source: RefSeq, a predicted model, not a curated record